Molecule: messenger RNA, 535 nt
Organism: Micropterus dolomieu (smallmouth bass)
Lineage: Eukaryota; Metazoa; Chordata; Actinopteri; Centrarchiformes; Centrarchidae
Product: transcription factor HES-2-like
Exons: 2
Coding region: 1-531 (176 amino acids)
Biological process (GO): anterior/posterior pattern specification; regulation of neurogenesis; regulation of transcription by RNA polymerase II
Cellular component (GO): nucleus
Molecular function (GO): protein dimerization activity; DNA-binding transcription factor activity, RNA polymerase II-specific; RNA polymerase II cis-regulatory region sequence-specific DNA binding
Source: RefSeq, a predicted model, not a curated record
AUGAAGUCAGCAGAGAUCAGAUUCUCUCAACAGAGACCUCUACAGCACAGAGAUCCAACCAUGGCACCCACAAUCACUGCAGCAAUGACCGAUUCUCAGGAGCAUCUGACUCUGACCCACAAGAUCUUGUCUUUGUUCAUGCUAAAAUUAAACUGCAGAAUAAGUGUAUUAAUGACUUUGUUCUUAUUUCUGCAGCUUAGAAAGCCUCUGGACUCCAAGCUGGAGAAAGCAGACAUCCUGGAGAUGACAGUUUGUGUCCUGAGACGACUGCAGCAGCAGAAUCAAGCUGUGGACUCAGCAGCUGUCGAUCAGGGCUACUCCAGCUGUGUCCAGGAGGUGAAUCACUUCCUGUCCAAAGAGGAGGUUGAGACACAGUCCCAGAGAAGACUUGUGAACCACUUCAACAAGCAGCAGUCUCUGUCUGAUAAGAAGCUGAGAGAGGCUGACUUCUCUCUUCUGAGCUCCACAGUCCAGACCAGCAUCACCAAAGAGAAGAGUCUGGCCAGGAGCGCCCCCUGGAGGCCGUGGUAGACAC